AUGCCUAUCGCAAUUUUCGCAGACGUUGCCGUCCUUGGCAUCCUCGGCGGUGCCGCCGGUGGCACUAUUGGGAGCUGGUGCAGCGCCCACCCCAAGAACAAGGGUUGCGUUGGCAAGAAACGCGAUAUCCUCGGUACCGAAGCCGUUCCCAAAAUGCGCAUCGAGCGUCAAGAUGUUGGUCCUUGCAACGUGGCCCAGUUCAACUUUGACCGCUGCCAUGAACAGCUAGCCACUGUCACAGUGACCAGCUCACUUCCUGCUGCCGGAGAAGUCAAGUUUGACGGUGUUCCACCAGCUUGCAUGGACCUCGCUGGUGUUUUGACGGGAUCCUGCCCAGGUGGGAACGGCCCUAUGAUCACUGUUUGUGGUUCGGACUGCCUUCACUACACCGGCUUGACUGAUGAUCAGCUCGGAGCACUUUCCAAGGCACUCUCCACUUCAUAA
This is a messenger RNA of Xylaria bambusicola, 444 nucleotides long. RefSeq lists its product as uncharacterized. NCBI's taxonomy places the organism in Eukaryota, Fungi, Ascomycota, Sordariomycetes, Xylariales, Xylariaceae. The transcript has 2 exons. The record is from RefSeq and is a predicted model, not a curated record. The coding region runs from base 1 to 444 and encodes 147 amino acids.